Messenger RNA from Eriocheir sinensis (Chinese mitten crab), 2029 nucleotides. Its product is annotated as histone H4 transcription factor-like. NCBI's taxonomy places the organism in Eukaryota, Metazoa, Arthropoda, Malacostraca, Decapoda, Varunidae. The transcript is spliced from 11 exons. The coding region runs from base 348 to 1895 and encodes 515 amino acids. The record is from RefSeq and is a predicted model, not a curated record.
GAGAAGGACCUAAGAAUAAAGCGAUACAAGGCGUUACGGGUCUUGCUCUUGCUCUUGCUGUACAUGUGCCCCGUUGGAGAGGCAAAAGAUCUUGAUGUCACAGUUGGCUCGGGGAUUUCAAAACAAGACGAAGAAGAGGAAGAACGCGCGGGUCACCCUUAACACAGACCCGCUGAUGUCUUAUUAUAUAGUGAGGAAAGACUAAUAUAACGUGACGCAGGUGAGAAGCAGAGCGUGUGAGUGAGAAGAAGAGAGGAUCAAGAGAAGGAGGACCAGCAGCGAGGCGAUAUUGGUCAGAGAGAGGAAGAAGAAGGUCAUUACUGUUGAGGUGAGAGGGAAGGACACCCAUGCCGCGUAAGAGGAAGGCUUCCAAGGCUCUUCAUGAGCUUUGGGAUGAAGAGGAAGAGGUAGGCUGUGGGCUUCCUGCUGAGACACUACUUCAUGAGGGGGCAUUCAGCUCCACCAAGGACACCCUCCAGCAACCUAUGGGAGGAGGGUCACCCAUGGGCUACACAUGUGAAAGGGGCAAUCGUGGGGGAACCAGCGAGAGUGAUGAUUCAAGAAGUCACAGUGGGAGGAAUCGCAAGGCAAACAAGAGACCGAGAAUGUCCGAAGAAGCCUUGCUGAAGAAGAUGGUCAUCACCUGUGAAUGGAACAUGUGCAGUAAGGAGUAUCAGAAGGUGGAACACUUUAUGGCCCACAUCACCGAACACCUCCAGGCCAUAACAGAGCCUGAGUCUAAUGAUGGCUACCUGUGUUACUGGAGGGAAUGUGAGUUUUCCUGCAGCGCAAAAGAAGAGAUGGAUCGACAUGUCUACUUCCAUGCAUUUCAUACCAAGAUUAAAAGCAUUGGGGCAGUUAUCAUGGAGGAAAGAGAUGAAAAAUGCAUUUUGGAUUCACAUGGACGCAAUUUGAUUCCUGAGGUGCCGGAACCUUUUCAGUGUCUUUGGGAUGAUUGUAAUGUGGAGUUUGCUUCGGCACACACCUUCUACUGCCAUACAGAGGGUCACGUCAGAAGCGCAGACCAGGAGGACUCAGGGAAGGGAUACAUAUGCGCUUGGAAAGGGUGUUUUUCAUCAUUUUCAAGACUCCGAGGACAUGUUAUAAGUCACACUCAGGAGAAGACGGUUGGCUGCCCUAACUGUGGGGCACUCUUUGCUUCCCACUCAGGACUCCUUGAACACUGCGUCCGACAAAUCCCCCUUGAGUCUCAGCAGUACAAGUGUUCCCAUUGCUCAAAAAGGUUUCCCAGCGAGCCAUUGCUUCGCGCCCAUCUACGCCUCCACAUCAGUCGUUACAAGUGCCCAGAGUGUGAGUGGACUACACACUUCAAGCACACACUGGAGAAGCACAUAUUUUACUGCCACAAGAAAGACAGGCCACACAAGUGUUUGGAGUGCGGAAAGAGAUUUGCAUACGUGAAUGACCUUAAUCGCCAUCUGCCAGUCCAUUCUGUUGAACCUGCUUACGGCUGCGAUUUCCCCAACUGUACCUACACCUCCCGCGCACUGACGUGUUUAAAUAAUCACAUAAAAGUGGCCCACAACGGGUAUGCCAAACAGCACUAUGCCUGUCAUUUGUGUGAAUCCAAAUACACCAUUGGGGCAAACCUCUCUAGACACCUCGUCAAGAUCCACAGCUUAGACCGGCCAGCAGGACACAGUAGGUUCAGAUACAACCUAGACGAGGAUGGAUUUUACCGGCUGCAAAUGGUCUGUUAUGAGAGUAUAGAGCAGGAGACUGUCGGUGAACGGGAGGAGGACGAUGAGGCAGUGGAUUCCCCUGAGGCAUUGCCGUGUCCCCUCUCCCCUGCCUCUCUCAGCACGCAGGGCAGCCAGCUCUCGCCAGGGGUUCCGUCACUGCCACAAAGCAAAUGCGAGUUUAUCUCCUUGUGACUCACCACUCCCUCGGGGUCAACAAGGAGGAGGUGCUUCUUGGUGUUGUUCUGCAUCCCGGUCAGGACGUACUGGCCCGCUGUGCCCUGGGACUCCCUGACCAGGAAGUCCCCGUCCUGUGGGAUGGAGAAACA